Molecule: messenger RNA, 1453 nt
Organism: Blastomyces gilchristii SLH14081
Lineage: Eukaryota; Fungi; Ascomycota; Eurotiomycetes; Onygenales; Ajellomycetaceae
Exons: 1
Coding region: 380-1111 (243 amino acids)
Biological process (GO): translation
Cellular component (GO): ribosome
Molecular function (GO): structural constituent of ribosome
Source: RefSeq, a predicted model, not a curated record
UAAACUUCUCACCAAAAAUCUGUGUUCAACGACCUUCACGACAGCGACGAUAGCAACAUUCUUGGUAUAGGAACGUGAGGAGGGUCAUAUUCCCCAAAUUGCGCGUCCAUUACCGGAUUAUUCAGAACCUCUUUACGGGAUUUCCGGCGAAUCCUGCUCAAUUGGACCCCUGCAAAUCCAAUCCGAAACCACCAAUCGAGGCGUCCUUCCUUGACGGAUCACAAAUUUCAACUCCAGAUUACCGCCAGUAAUAUAAAUCUGAGAAUCCAAUUGAUGCGCUCCUUACCUACUCUGGACUGAGAGCUGCAUCGCAAAAAAAAGGAAAGAAAAGGGAAACACCCGCGGCGAUAAGUCCUGGGAUCCACUCAGAAACGCAACAAUGACUCCAAAAACGAUCCUCCUCCGCGCUUCAGCGCGGCCAUCCAUUCUCAUCCCAAGCAGUCGCGCCGCUGCUCCCCAUCCCGCCACCUGCUUAUCCGCUCUACUCUCCGCCAUGCAAUUGCGGCCUAACAGCCGUCAAAUCGCCCGCCGGCCCCUCACCACGUCCACACAAUCCACGCAACCGACAGCGCAAUCAUCGUCAUCAGCAGCCUCCUCAACAACGCCACCACCAUCACCUCCAUCCUCCUCCUCAUCAACACCACCACCAGAAUCACAACCAACAACAAACCCAACAACGCCCAGCGCCCGGCGCACCCGCCACACCCUAAAAUUCGGCACCGUCCUCACCGCCGGCCGCAUGGAUAAAACCGUCCGCGUCCUGCACAAGCACACAGCCUACCACAAGCGGCUACACAAAUCCUACCCAGCCAGCACCAUCUAUCUCGUGCACGACCCGUGCAACUCGCUGCGCCAGGGAGACGUGAUUGAGUUCUCGAGCGGGUGGCGCACGAGCAAGAAUGUACGCCAUGUUGUGGAGCGGAUCGUGGCGCCCUUUGGGGAGCCGGUGGAACAGAGGCCGCAGGUGCUUAGUUGGGCGGAGCGGGAGGCGUUGAAGGCGGAGAGGGAGGAGAAGGCGGGGAAGGUUAUGAGGGUUGGGAGGGUGAAGAGGUUGGUUGCGGAGAGGUUGGAGAUUGAGAAGAGGAGGGCGGAGGAGAAGGAGGUGGUGUAGCGCGUGGUGGGUGUUGAAGAGGCCCAGGUCGGGGAGGGUCUUGGUGCGAGAUGUAUGACCCUUUUUGUUGGUUGUUUGGGCUGGGAUAUUAAUGAUUAAAGGAAGAACGGAUGGAUGCCAUUAGGAAAGAUGGUGAGGAUCCGGUGCUCGUAUGUAUGUAUAAGCUGCAUCAGACAGUUUUCUUUUUCUUUUUCUCUUGCCAUACUUCUUUUAUUUUUGAACCUGUACAGUACAAUUCAGCUAGAACCCAAAUUAUAGUGUUUGAGAGACCAAUAUUGUCCCUUUCCCGCGUAAUUAAUUAUAUAUACACUUUGCUAUAUACAUAGAUGAUUUUCUUUUUCC